AUGAAGGCGGCAAAGGGCACCAAGCACGAAUCUUCCCCAUUUUCGAUCAACGAGAGUGAUGACGAACCAGAUCUCGCUGGGGAGGAGCACAAUGGGUGGCCCAGAGACGACUCACCCAUUAAAUCUCGCGAUUUCGAACGAGGAAAUCGGAAUGGCAACGAUACAGCGCAGCGCAAGGCCGGGGCUGAGGAAGAGCGAGGGUGGCGGGAUGUGUACCUCACAGUUGAGUUCCUGAACGUGCUCAUCAUGAGCGUAGCCUUCCUCCUCCUCUUCGCAGCCUACAACACCAUUCAGAACUAUGUCACCUCCCUGCUACCUGGCAACCUGGGCAAUGUGUCUCUGGGCGUGCUUUACGUGACGGUGGCCGUGACGGUGUUCCUGGCACCUGCCAUCGUCUACGCCUGCCGCGAGAAGUGGACCAUGGUCUUUGGUGCCCUUUGCUACGUGGUGUACAUGGCCUCGUUGAUAGAGAUCGUUGAGUGGGCGGUGCUCGGGGCGUCGGUGGUCAUCGGCUUCGGUGCGGCCACCCUCUGCUCCCCCAAGGGCAAGCGGGGCACCCACACCGGCAUCUUUUGGGGUCUAUUUCAGUUCAGUAACGUGUUCGGCAACCUGGCGGCCUACUUCGUGCUGCCUCACGUGUCGAAGGCGCUGCUGUUCGCCGUCUUCACGUCGGUCGGAGCGGCCGGCGCGGCGUCCCUCCUGUUCCUUCGCCGCAUCGCGGCCUACGAUCAGCAGCCGGCCUACCUGGCCGCGGGCAGCGACGACGAGGAGAAGGCCCGCCGACAAGAGACCAUCGAACUCGUCCCUCCCGGCAAGCCCAUCAGAGGAAUCGUCGGGAUGUGGCGGCGGGUGCGGGACGGCGCAGGGUUGGUGUACCGCUCGAUCUGGCUGGACGUGGUGGUGCUCUUCCCCGAUCCGCGCAUCCUCCUGCUGAGCCCCAUGUUCUUCUUGACCGGCUUCGAACUCGCCUUCUGGACCGGGGAAUUCCCCCAGCUCCUCGACCCCUCGACGAUCGGUCUGGUGCUCAUGUUCGCCGGCGUAGCCGAAGUGGUGGGCGGUCUGAUGGUGGGAUGGCUCUCUGACCGCCUGGGCCGUUCGUUCACGGUUCUCCUGGGAACCUUCUUCUACGCCACGGGCCUGCUGCUCACGUCGUACCUCAAGUACGGCUACUGGGAGUCGCCCACCCUGUUCGGAGCGCCUCUGUCCGCCUUCGCCGCCGCCUACUGCUUUGGCACGGGCGACUCAGCCUUCAACACACAGACCUACGCGGCGCUGGGGCAGCUGUUUCCCGAUCCGGAGAGGAAGAGCCUGGGUGCGUUCACGAUCUUCCAGUUCGUGCAGAACGUGGGAUCGGCGGUGGGCUUCUUCUACGCGCUGGCCCUGCCCCUCCACGGCGCCACCGGCACGCUGGCCCAGGCUUGGAUCCAGCUCGGCGUGCUCGGCCUUGCCUCCGUCCUCUUCGUCGCCGUCGAUUGGAUCUGGCUCCGCCGCGCCCUCCCCACAUAA
Molecule: messenger RNA, 1506 nt
Organism: Acanthamoeba castellanii str. Neff
Lineage: Eukaryota; Discosea; Longamoebia; Acanthamoebidae
Product: transporter, major facilitator subfamily protein
Exons: 8
Coding region: 1-1506 (501 amino acids)
Molecular function (GO): transmembrane transporter activity
Source: RefSeq, a predicted model, not a curated record